Molecule: messenger RNA, 657 nt
Organism: Cetraspora pellucida
Lineage: Eukaryota; Fungi; Glomeromycota; Glomeromycetes; Diversisporales; Gigasporaceae
Source: the annotation of a GenBank genome assembly
AAAGCACAGCUUGCUGGGCCAGCAAAGUAGAAGAAAAUAAGUUUCUUGAAACAAAUAAAGAAAACAUCAGCUUUCUAAACCAAAACAAAGCACGUAAUAGUGCCAAAAAGUCAACAAACCUACUUCAAGUAAACAACAAACAACAAUGGAGUCACAUGCCUUCUGAUGAUAAUCUAAGACACGUGUCUGGUAGCAACACAUCAGAACACACACAAGAUGAUGAAAACACUGUCCAACCUCAGCAAACACCAGAACUGGAAUUCCAUGCAGAUAACCCAUAUAUUGAUAACUCAGCAGAAUGGGCUCAAAUAGAAAGACCUAUAGAGGAAUUAAAUUUACCACAAUCCCAAACCUGUAAUGAACAUGUAACCCUAGACAACUUGUCUCAAAACUUUAACAAUACUGCAACUUUCCCAACUGACAUGCAUGUUGAAUCUUCAACCAAAAACCAAUCCUUUGACUCAACUGAGAGCAAGGCAAAUGCUGACUUAACCUCCAAUCCAAUUCCUAUGAAUACAUCUUUAGAGUCAGAUGAAGCAGAAUUUACACUAGUUACUUCUAAAAAUAAAAGAAAUAAGAGCAAAAAGAAGGAUCAGGACAGAACGACUGGUCCAAGCAAAAGCAAGGAGUUCCUUCAGCGAGGCAGCUCCAAGCUAG